GGGCAAGCGUGAGAGCUUCAACACUUUCUGCACAUCCCGUCGCCUGCUGCUCUAUCUAGGUCUGAAUUAUGUCGCACUCUUAUCUGCUCCGUCUCGUGGUAAUUUGACUCCAUUGUUGACCUCACACGUAUUGCUCCGAGUUUGAGCCAGGCGUCUCUAGCUGCUUGAGCUGAGCAACACAGCACCAUGCACGAACGCCUCAUGUCGCAAGAGGCUUUGUUUUGGCUUCACUAUAUCGUCAUUCAGUGCGCUCUAGAAUCUUGCUAUCUCGUCUGACUCGUGCGAACAGAUUUCCCAGACACAUAUGUAGACGUCGCGACCAACCCUAUAUAGAUGCAGCACGACAAGCGCAUUCGGUCACCAACUAUCCCGACAUCACAAACUCUCUUAUAGCACUUCAAAUUAGCCAAUAUGUUUGCAAACACGACGUCUCCGAUAACGCCACCACAGUUCUUUCAACCAAAUACCGUGGGCUGGCCUUCCCUCUUCUUUGGUCUACUUCCCUUCGCUAUAAACUCCAUGACCCAGCCUGCGGGCAUGGUAUGCGGAGCCAAUGCAGACGUGGGUUUUUUACUGAGGAGCUCACCUAUCAUAUGCAUCCUCGAUGCGUUUCUAGUCCUCUGGGACCUCUUCUCCAUUUACCGAGUUCAAGGAUCGUUUUCGAGAGCCCAGGACGAGAUGAUACAGCGCCGUUUCCGAAGUGAGAUAUAUCGUGGAUUCAAGAAGGCCAAGGAGCUAGACAUAUUGCGGAGCAGCGAGCAAGUCUUUCGCGUAGUGGCCUUCUUGCUCAGCGCAUCGCAGAUGAUCAAGUUAUUUGGGUACAGUGGGUUGGUCUGGGCCAAGAUUAUCGCCGCGGCGUAUCUGAUGUCUUUCCUCAUCAUUGAGAUGUUGGUGGUAUGGCCUGUGGCGAACAAGAAGGCCAUCAAGGAUGCUAAACAGAACAUAUCUGCUGAGCGUACUUCCAUUGCGCUGGCAGUCAUCUUCUUGCUUCCGUUCGCAGCGAUGGCCUGUAGGGACAUUGUUGGCUGGUCGGAUCAUACGCUUCUGCAAUGGGUUGGUAUUGUGAUAGGAAGCUUGGGAUUCAUAUCGGCUGUGCCUGCCAUGGGAUACUCGUAUUGGCAUCGCGAGCCAGGCACCAGGAGUGAGAUCGCAACAUCGGCAGUCAUUCUUGUCCUGGUGCUCGGGACGCCUAUAGGAUUCUAUUUCACAGGACGAAUCAUUCCAGAAUCUAUGCCUGGUAUCUGGGUCAAAGUUUUGUGUGGGGUGGUCGCGUUUGUGUGGGGUGGAAUUGCACUUUUGUAUGGCACUAAGACUACGGAGUCUGUUAGGCGACCGAAGAAGGAGAAGCAGCGGAAGACGGUCGAGCAGGUGGGGGCAUGGUAUUUCUUCCUUCUUCACCUAGUGACGUCUCUGUUAUAUUACAUGUUUAGUUAUGAUCCCAGUGGCACAAUCAGGCCUGCAUGGACGGAAUGGCUAGAUUAAUGACCAGG
This is a messenger RNA of Alternaria alternata, 1490 nucleotides long. RefSeq lists its product as hypothetical. Bases 412 to 1482 code for a protein of 356 amino acids. The transcript has a single exon. NCBI's taxonomy places the organism in Eukaryota, Fungi, Ascomycota, Dothideomycetes, Pleosporales, Pleosporaceae. The record is from RefSeq and is a predicted model, not a curated record.